Messenger RNA from Oryza brachyantha (malo sina), 644 nucleotides. RefSeq names its product 60S ribosomal protein L22-2. The transcript is spliced from 2 exons. NCBI's taxonomy places the organism in Eukaryota, Viridiplantae, Streptophyta, Magnoliopsida, Poales, Poaceae. Gene Ontology annotation, biological process: cytoplasmic translation. Gene Ontology annotation, molecular function: structural constituent of ribosome; RNA binding. Gene Ontology annotation, cellular component: ribosome. The coding region runs from base 70 to 462 and encodes 130 amino acids. The record is from RefSeq and is a predicted model, not a curated record.
GGUAAACCCUAGCCGCGACUGCGCCGCCACCCACCCGGAGACCAGCAGCGCAAGCAACCGGAGGGCGAGAUGGCGCGCGGCGUGGCGGUGGCGGCGAAGGGCGGCGCGGGCGGCAAGAAGAAGGGGUCGGUCUCUUUCGUGAUCGACUGCACCAAGCCCGUGGAGGACAAGAUCAUGGAGAUCGCUUCGCUGGAGAAGUUCCUGCAGGAGCGCAUCAAGGUCGCCGGCGGCAAGGCAGGUAACCUCGGCGACUCCGUCACCGUCGCGCGCGACAAGACCAAGGUCACCGUCACAUCCGACGGAGCUUUCUCCAAGAGGUAUCUGAAGUAUUUGACCAAGAAAUACUUGAAGAAGCACAAUGUUCGGGACUGGCUGCGUGUUAUUGCGGCUAACAAGGACCGCAAUGUCUAUGAGCUCCGGUACUUCAACAUUGCUGAGAACGAGGGCGAGGAGGAAGAUUAGAGCAUUCCACAUAUAUCUUAGUUUUGGACUUGUUGAAUUUUGAUACUUGAUCUGAGUACCUCUAGUUGUUCAAUCCAUGUUAUGCUAUGCUGUGGUCAAAUUGGAUGGUUAAUUUGAAGAAUCCUUAUAUUUGUUCGCCUCAGCUUCAUGAAACCUGCUGCAUGUCUAGACUUGUGAGCCUA